Messenger RNA from Dermatophagoides pteronyssinus (European house dust mite), 408 nucleotides. RefSeq lists its product as uncharacterized. The record is from RefSeq and is a predicted model, not a curated record. NCBI's taxonomy places the organism in Eukaryota, Metazoa, Arthropoda, Arachnida, Sarcoptiformes, Pyroglyphidae.
AUGGAGGAAUCUGGCUGCCAGCUGGAAGCGCUCGCCAGUCUGGCGCGCGCAAGCGCGUCACUCACUAAGAACUUUAUUUACACGGCGCCGACUGGCGGCGGCAAGACACUGGUCGCGGAUUUGUUGGCGUGGCACCACUGUUUAGCUGGCUGUAAAGUGUUCUUGCGGUCGGUGCAGAUAGUAGCGAUGUCCGCUACGUUUGCGUGCAUUGAGAGAUUGGCGCAGUGGCUAGACGCCGAGUUCUUUUGGCUGCGUUCCGGAGUCGCGGUGCAUCACAGCGGGAUUUCGAUGGCUGAGCGCAUGCUCGUCGAGGCGGAGUUUAUGAAGGGAAACAUUCGCUGCUUGUUUUGCACGAGCACGCUCGCGGCGGGCGUGAACUUGCCCGCACACCGGAUUAGCAGGCCGUAA